UUGGAUCGCGUCAAUCGCGUCAGCCAUCGUUUCGUGUGCGGCGCGUGCACUGAUCUGCGCGUGCUAUCAUUUUUUCGGUUGCCAAAGAAAAUAGAAAAGCUAGUCCUACUAAGGUUAGCACAAAAAGGUCUAACACUGCUGCAGUGUCUACACGAUGCCGCAGGAAUGGCGAGGAUUUAUCCGCACGCCCAGGCGUUACAAAGAGGCUGCGCGCAUCGUUGACGCCCUGAACAACUCGCCCGCAGCCUCUCUUCAGUCCUUGGUAGCGAGUUCCCGGCAGCCGAACAGGACCCAGUUGGCAGCGCUGGUGAUACGCGUAUGUCAAAAGCUGGCCAUCUUGGAAGCAGUGGUGUCACAAAGCCCACUUCUGGACGAGGGCCUGCCUAAGCCCAUAGCGUUGGUUCUGGUUCACGAAGUGCUAUUUGGUGAGCGGCCCCUCCCUCCAGGGAUGUGUGCCCGUGGUGACCAGGUUCUUGCCUGCCGGCCCCAGCUUGUGAAGGCUCUGGCAGAUGUGUCCAAGAAAGCUCUGCCGCUGUCACUGCCACGAUACGCUCGUGUCAACACUCUGCUGCUGAACACGUCUACUGUGAUACAGCAACUGGAGCAGCGGGGCUUCCGGUGGGUGCGUUACCCACGCCGACGUGGACUGGACUGGUUUUUGGAGCGAGUGCGGCACCUAGGGCCACAUGAGUUCCUCAAGGACUUUCACCUACGUGACUGGCUUGUGUUUGGCACAGGUGCCAAGCUGAACACACUGGACCUCGUGAAAAACUUGCAGCUUCUACUGCAGGAUAAGGCGUCAGGCAUGGCAGUAAUUGCCUUGGAUCCCCGGCCAGGUGCAGUGCUACUGGAUGCCUGUGCAGCUCCAGGCAUGAAGACCUCCUAUGCGGCAGCGCUUAUGAAUAACAGGGGGACAAUCUUGGCGGUGGACAGGAGCGGGGAACGGCUAGAAGCAGUGCGACACCUGGUGAGAAGUGGUGGCUUCAAGUCCAUCUGCAGCGUGUUCGAGACUGACUUCUUGGCUCUCGACCCACAUGCGGCACCUCAGUGUUCAGCCGAGCUAAUCAUGGUAGACCCAUCGUGCUCUGGUACGGGUCUCUGUGACCGACCGGGCAAACAACUGGACCCGGAGAGUGCCGAGGGCCAAGAGCGGCUGCGGCGAUUGAGCUCUGUGCAGAGCAAGCUGCUGAUGCAUGCCCUGCAUUUUCCUCGGUGCAGGCGCGUGGUCUAUUCGACUUGUUCAGUGCUCAGGCAGGAAAAUGAGGAUGUGGUGCAGAAUGUACUGGCUCGGUCUAAUGGACGUUUUGUGUUGGCCCAUGCACUGCCUGAGCUACCUUUUCGUGGGCUCGGCUCGCAGGGCAAUCACUGUGUGCGCCUUGGACUGGACAGUAUGCUCACAAGGGGCUUCUUCCUGGCUGUGUUUGAAAGAGCAGUCCAAUAAGAUUUUUUUCCAGUAGUGAUUUGCACUGGUGAGGGAGUCAUUAGUUUUUGCCUUUGAGUGUUGAAGACUCAGUCAGACCUUUUUUUCUUUUUUUACUGUAACUAGGGGUGUUACUGCAAUUCAUUUCAUGAUUCUGUAGAAUUCUCUCAAAUUCUAAGAAACAAGGAUGAGCUCUGUCCAGCUACUUCUCAAGGUAGAGUAUGACAGUAGCCAUUCAUGAAGAGAAGUUUUGGGCUGGUAUUGAGCUUUUGUUCUGUUCUUGAACUUUACAAAAGAUGACUCUUGGUUUUUGAUGAGUGGGAUAACACCACUUUACCUGUGAGUGGCGCCCAUAUGCAUACUGCAUUGCUCCAUUUUGUGUAUGUAUCCAUGUAUGUGUUAAAACUGGCAGCUUUACUGUCAGAACCAUAUUUUCUUCAAGUUUUGCUUUUUCCUUCCUUGGCUUAUGUGUGGCUUAGGUAAGCCUAUUUUUGCAUGUAAUAAAGUAAGGUAUUGUUUUCAA
Messenger RNA from Rhipicephalus sanguineus (brown dog tick), 1943 nucleotides. It is a transcript of the gene Nsun5, whose product is annotated as 28S rRNA (cytosine-C(5))-methyltransferase. The record is from RefSeq and is a predicted model, not a curated record. Bases 155 to 1441 code for a protein of 428 amino acids. Gene Ontology annotation, cellular component: nucleolus. NCBI's taxonomy places the organism in Eukaryota, Metazoa, Arthropoda, Arachnida, Ixodida, Ixodidae. Gene Ontology annotation, molecular function: methyltransferase activity. Gene Ontology annotation, biological process: rRNA base methylation. The transcript is spliced from 5 exons.